Pelobates fuscus (common spadefoot toad) is the source of this 1091-nucleotide messenger RNA. Its product is annotated as indolethylamine N-methyltransferase-like. The record is from RefSeq and is a predicted model, not a curated record. NCBI's taxonomy places the organism in Eukaryota, Metazoa, Chordata, Amphibia, Anura, Pelobatidae. Gene Ontology annotation, molecular function: N-methyltransferase activity. The transcript has 4 exons. Gene Ontology annotation, cellular component: cytosol. Bases 53 to 835 code for a protein of 260 amino acids.
AGGCUCAACACUCUGAUCAUACAGUUAGGAAUUUCUAGCUACGACAGAAAUCAUGGAGGUGGUAUCAAUAGACAAUGCUUCAUAUGAAACUAAUUUCGAUUCCAGAAUAUAUCUGGACACUUUCUACGGUGUAGACCCUCAAACGCAGAAAGUAGAUAAAGAAACCAAAUUUGUCCUCUCUUUUCUAUCAAAAGCAUUUGCUUCAGGUUGUAUACAAGGGGAUAAUUUGAUAGAAAUUGCUGCAGGUCCAUCAAUAUGGCAUAUCCUCUCAGCCUGUGAACAUUUCAAAAACAUCUACCUGACGGAUUAUUCCCAAAAUAACUUAAAUGAAAUUGAACUGUGGUUGAAUGAGGACAAACAUGCCUUUGAUUGGUCUCCAUACAUAAGACAAGCAUGUGAACUAGAAGGUGGCAGGACAACACCCGAGGAGAAAGCCGAGAAGAUUCGGAAAAUGGUCUCCUUUCUGAAAUGUGAUGUCACCAAAAACAACCCUCUCCACCCGGUUUUGCUGCCUCAAGCGGACUGUGUGAUCAUUGCAUCAUGCCUCAUUUGUGUUGCUACAACAUUGGAAGAGUUUACAGCGUAUCUGAAGAAUACUGUGUCUUUGUUAAAACCUGGAGGAUAUUUUAUAAUGUCUGAAUAUCUCCGUGCCUCCAAGUAUAUUGUGGGAAACAAAAUAUUUCCUCUUCUUUCAAUAGAUGAUACCUUUAUCUUGAAAGCAAUAGCUGAUUGCGGAUGUGUUGUUGAAGAGUUUGAUGAAUUCAAGGACUUCAACUGUCAAGGAGAAUUCUUCGAUAGUGAAGAUAUAUUCUGUAUAAAAGCUAAAAAAAUGUGAGCCAAUAUAGAUAUUGCCUACACAUUUGUUUUGUAAAAUAACACUCUUUUUCUAGAUUUAAAAUCGUCUUGUUGACAUCAUCUUCACUAGUCUCUCCCCUUCUUAAUCAUCGGACCUCAUUACUUUUUUCCUUUGGUCUCUUUUCUUCAUUAUUCUAACCAUCUCCUUGACUGCUACCAAACAUUCCACAAGUCUAUUCAGAUUUCAACGGAACAUGAUCUUUUCUGUGCUUUUAAUGUAGUUAUAAUCAUUGUUU